GCGGUGGAGGAGGAGGAGCAGAAGAAGGACCAGCGGAGGUUACAAGGCGGCAGGCCGGGAGAAGGAAGAGGUUGUUACCGAGCGAAGAGGAUCGUAUGAGAGCGUUCGGAGAAUCCAUUCAGUGGCGUCUGGAAGGCAUAGAGACGUCGGACGGCACGCAACACCCCCUGCUGCCGGAUUCACAGACCGCUUCACCGCUCUGAACUCCUCACAAGCUCUCCCGUCACUGGGUCCUUUCCGUUCAGAGAGCGGAAGCACAGCAGCACACGUGCCUGGAUUUCCCCAUGGACUAGCCUCAGGAGCGGCCUAUACAGGGAUGUUGGAAGGCGGCCUUUCAGCAUCCAAUCCUGGAGGGAGGGGGUUCAGUGCUCUGAGUGAGUUUGAUGCAGAGGUGGCUGCAGCAGGGGGGCAGCAGCAAGGUGGCACCAUGGUGCAAGCGAUGCGAGCUGCAAUGGGGGAAGAUCCUCUAGCUGCUCCUGGCGAAUCCAGUCAGUUUCCAUGGUCUUCCUUGGGGCACAGAACCCCCGGGCAUGGGGCAUCAGCGCUUGAUUACUCAUCUCGCCUGUCCGCAAUGGGGAUGGGGAUGGGGUCAGGAGGAACUGGAGGUACAAUGAUUCAGGGAUUGGAAUCUCUUAACUACCAGCAGCUUUCCGGAAGGGCACAGGGGCAGGGGAUAACACGGGCUGAUGAAUUUCCCGGUAUGGUGGGAGCAUCAUCUGGGGGACUCUCUCAUAGGCUGACUAUGGAAGAAGGCAGGAUGCUCAUGGGUCAAGGAGAGGCUGGCAUGGAAGGGAUUGGAAGCGGCACUGGCUUGGCAGGGUACUUGCAGUACCACCACCAUAGCCUGGAUCAGUCGCCGCUUACCCUCACACCUUCAGGCCAUAUCAUCAUGCCAUCCGGCCACGUCAGCAUGAUGGAGAGAUCGUACCUGCAGCAGCCGGCCAACACCUCGUUCCAGAGCCUGCUCACUGCUCCGGAGGAGAGAGGUCUUACCGGCUGGCCUGAAAGGGGUCCAGCCUUUGAUGCCGGCCCGUCUGGUGGUGCUGGUGCGUCCAGUGCGGGCAUGACUGAUGCCAUGCUGUGGUCUGCUAGUCUCCACAGAGAUCUCCAAGCUGCAGGCAGGCUGGGAGGAACAGUCAGGAUGGGUUCUGGUGGAGCUACGGCUGCUGGGGUUCAGGCACAGCAGCAGCACGAGGGGGGUCUGGAGCAGCAACAGCGUCAGGGUGAGCCGGGAGGAGGAGGUACGGGUGGUGAUGGGAAACCUGCUGCGGGAGAGGGUGGGGCGCUGGGCGCUGGUGCGGAUGGGGCACAGGGGGGUGAUGCAGGGGGGGUUGGUGGGGGAACACAGGGUGGAGUAGAGGGCGCUGAGGGAAAGGGGAGCGGAGGAGCAGCAGAGGGGGAGGGAGGAGAUGGAGGUCUGCAGCGGUCAUCACGGCUGCCUCCCUGGGCGAGGAAGCAGCUGCAGCAGUCAGGCAGGGCCCUUGGAGGCGACCCUUUCCGUGUCUCAUCCCCUCGGCUCGCCUCAUCUCCUCACCUCUCCUCCCAAUUCUCCACCCCUCUCUCUUCUCCCCACCUGCCAUCUCCCCUCUUCUCUCCCGGUCAGCCUUCUCCGUUCUCCUCCCCUUGCUUCUCCCACCUGCCCUCCCCCCGCCUGGCCGAAUUCCAGCGCCUUUCCAUCUCCAUCCCACCCAGCCCUCCCCCCUUCGGCGCACACUCCCCCAUAAGCGCGUACACCCCCAUGGGCGCACCCUCCCCCUCUUCCAGAACCCCUGGCUCCUUCCCCUUUCCCACGCAUUCCCCCCUCUCUGGGGGCUUUCCUUCCGCCAGCCCCACCACCCCGUCUCUGGCAAAGCUCUCCCCCAGUGUGGCCGCAAGCAACCGCAGCAAGAGGAGGCUCGCCCUGCGCGCCCACCACCCAGGGGCGCAUAUCCCUGGUAGAGGGCGGCACACAGGGGGGAGAGGCCCUGGGCAUGGGGGAUCCCUGGGGUCCCCGAGGGGGAGUGGGCGGAUGGGACAGCAGAGGAUGCGGGUUCAGGGGAUUUCUGGAGGUUUGAUUGUGGGUGGAGAAGGGAUGGGAGGGAUGGGGCACGAGCAGGGGGCGAUGGGUGCGGGGCAGCAGAUGAGUCCGGGGCAGGUGGCGGUGCGUGGGAAUGUGAGUGGCAGCAGCAGUGGCGGCGGCGUCAUCGGUGGCAGCAGGCUGCGUCCGCAGGCGUCACUGACCGAGUCAGAAGGCAGGGAAGUGAGGGCCUUGUGUUUGGAGCCGCUAACCCGCAGGGGGUCUCUGACCCGGUCGGAAGGGGAGGGCAGCGGAGGCAGUGGCGGCAGCAGGGGCACGGCACUGGCUUUCCCACGUAGGAUCGCCAGCAUGGAAGCCACCGGUGACGUGGCAGGGCCUGCUGACGUGGAUGGCGGUGCUGACGUGGACUCCAAGUCGGGCGGGUCUGCUGGCAGUACGCCGAAGCAGCUGCAAGGCGUGUCCAGUUCAUCUGGGAAGGAUGGUGCUGCUCAAGCUGAUGAAAUGUCCUUCUGGCGCCUGUUCCUUCCCCUUCCCCCCCCCUCAUUUCCUCCUUUUUUCACAACGUACCACCUUCAAAACGAGGGGAUAGGCGUGCUGUUUGAGAAGCUGCUGACGGCAAGUGACGCGAGCCACCUGGGUCGUGUCGUGCUGCCCAAGCCGGCAGAGCGCUUCCUGAGACGCCUCUUCCUUCCCAUCACCUUAUCCUCCCCACUACCCUCUGAACUGCCGUCUUUUCCCCAUCGCGUGCUGUUUGAGAAGCUGCUGACAGCAAGCGACACGAACCACCUGGGGCGGGUGGUGCUGCCCAAGAAGCCGGCAGAGCGCUUCCUGCCUCAGAUGGAGAGCAAGGAGGGCAUUCUCAUCAUCGUGGAAGACUCUAUCGGCGGCCAGUGGUGCUUUCGAUACAGGUUUUGGCCCAACAACCGGAGCAGGAUGUAUGUGCUGGAGCAUGCAGGCGACUAUAUUCGCAAGUAUGGUCUUACAGCAGGCGACACCAUCAGCUUCUUGCGCUCUGAAUUCGGCCACCUGAUGCUUAAGGAGCAGAAAGCGCCACCAGCAGUGCUCGCCGCCCCUCCCACCGUCGCCAGCCCAUCCAUCCUCGCUGCUCCCACCACUCCCGCACCGGUCCUCGCCCUCUCCACGCACCCUGUCCCACUCUCUGCCGUACCCAUCACUCCCCGAAACACGCUCCCUGCUACCGUCCCUAUGACCCUUUCACGAGCCCCGCUCUCUGCUCUCCCUACUGUCUCCAGCAUAACGCAGGACAUCCUACCCCAGUUCCCACCUCCCCCCACCACCGCCUCCUUCGGUUUCCUCCAGCACAGGCCAGACCUGCGUCCUCAGCCACACUCCCUCCCUUCCCCACAGUCGCUCCUCCUUUCUCACUCACUGCCUCACACCCGCUCCAUCGAUCGCUUUCAGGGGAGUAUCAUGCAGGGAGGCGAGCAGAUAGAAAACGUCCCUCCUACCCAAGACCCACUUCAGAUGGACACUCAGAUAACCUCCUCUGAGAGGCACACACUGCGACCUCUCAGGCUGCUCUCUGUUCCUUCCCUUCCUAGGACCCCCACACUCCCACCUGAGACUGAUGGGUCGUCUGCUGCUGGUGCGUCCGCAACUGCUACUGCUGCUCCUGCUGCUGCCACCGCCGCCGGUGCCACCACUGCCACCGCCUCUGCUCCCACUGGUGGUGGUGAUGACGCUGGUGCUGGUAAGAAUGGGGGUAUACAGGAGGGUUUCAGGCCUGAUUCGGUGCAGAAUGCGGUUGGUGAAACAGGGGGAGGUACGGGUGGGGGACAGGAGCAGGCACAAAAGGUAUCAGAGGGAGGAGCGGCAGAAGCGGGUAUGAAUGUUGCUGGAAAUGUGGACUUGAAGGGGAAUUUCGAAGGAAGCUGGCAAACGGCUGUCGCUAUGGCGCUGCUCCCUGGCGACCGGGACUAUGAGGAAUCCACUCGCGGUUUUGGGCAGCCAAGCAGUGCGUUUGAGGACCCUAGCCGCAGCUAUCAUGUGCCGAGUGGCCGUAUUGAGCAGGACCAGGAGAAUUCCAUUGUUGGGCAGUUGCAGUAUUAUGGCGAUUUGGUGGGGGGAAUGGCAAGGGGGGACGAGAAGGCCAUGGAGAAAGGUGGGAGGGUGAUGGAAGAGGAGGGGUUUGAAGCGAUGGGUGCUGGGCUGGGAGAGACGGAAGCAGACCGGCCUGCACACAUGGGGAAUCAUUUGGAUGCGCUCAUGGAAGAUGCAGAGACGGAGGCGGCUUUGGAUUCCCCUGCAGCUGCAGUGUGCACGGAGAUCGGCCUGGCUCUGCUCCCAACGACCUCCCCACCAGCCCCAGCACCCAGACAGUCAUCGCCACUGCACAUCAGCACGGGCAGAGGCAGCGAGAAUGGUGGUGGGAGAGCGGAUGCACACAGCAGGAUUCACAGAGGCAGCAAUGGCUCUCCACCCUGCCCUGCUCGUCCUGACGCAGCAGUGAAGGACGUCAUUCAUUCCUUCUCCCGCUCUGCUCGUCCUGUUCCUGCUUCCACCGUUCCUUCUGCUCCGCUCCUGCCUCCCAUGCGUUCUUCGCUGCCCCCCGCCGCUCCUACCCUCUCCCCGCUCCGCUCGCCUUCCCCCAACCAUUCCCCUGUCUCCCCUCUCUCCCUGCCCGGCCCCGCUUCCCAGUCUCCUCCUCCUGCUCCUCUCUCCCCUCCCCUUGCUCGCCUCUCCCCUCAUACCACUCCUCUGGAUCCCCUCUCUCCGCUGCCUCCUCCAUCUGGCUACCCCUGCCGUGUGUGUGGAGCGAUUUUCGCCUCGGGACCUGCCCUGGGGGGCCAUAUGAGGAGGCACCUGAGUGGGGGGUUCGAGGCAGGGGGGAAGGCGGACGGGGGGAGAUGGCUGGAUGAGUCAGGGGGCUGGGAAAAUUAUUUACUUGCUGGGGCAGGAAGGGCAGCACGGGCAGUACAGGCUGAGGGGAGAUCUAGUCUGGGUGGGAGGGAAGAGCAGCAGCAGGUGGGUUGUGAGUGGAGUGGCAGGGUGGGGGCAGCUGCAGGUACAAGUGCAGUGAAUGUGGCACCAGUGCCUUUCAGAAACCGGCUGCUGCUGCAGCGGUGCAGUGCCGACGCGGAUCGCAUGGCCAUGCUGGCUCGGGAGAUUCCCGAGGCGCCUCGGAGAGCAGGUGUGGAUGGCGUGGGCAAGCUCGCUCAGGAGUGUGGUUUUGGUGGUGUGCCUGCUGUCUCACUCUCCCGCACGCCUUCCCUUGUGCUUGCUAGGGGCCUCUCGUUGACUCGUGCUGAUUUGGCAUGCGCUCAGCAGCAGCAGCAGCAGCAGAAGCAGCAGCACCAGCGGCAACACCACCAGCAGCCGCAGCAGCAGCAGCCUCAGCGGGUAGUGAGUGCCAUGCUGAGCCAAGUGCAGGCAGCGCAGCGCAAGAGGGCUUAUUCUGAUGCAAUGCGAUGGAUUGAUGUGGAUAAGCAGACGCAGGAGAGGGAGGAAGCAGCCAAAGAGGGGU
Molecule: messenger RNA, 5501 nt
Organism: Closterium sp. Naga37s-1
Lineage: Eukaryota; Viridiplantae; Streptophyta; Zygnematophyceae; Desmidiales; Closteriaceae
Source: the annotation of a GenBank genome assembly